Molecule: messenger RNA, 1925 nt
Organism: Striga asiatica
Lineage: Eukaryota; Viridiplantae; Streptophyta; Magnoliopsida; Lamiales; Orobanchaceae
Source: the annotation of a GenBank genome assembly
GUUUACAUAAGAGUUGGAUGGGAAUGGGAUCAAUGUGCAUAAGUAUAACUAGAGAGUAAAUCUUGCAAUCUCUGUCCUCUCUCUCUCCAAUUAUUUUUCCUUUGAGAAACAUCAAACUCACUAAACAAGUAGCAGUGUUAUUUCCCCUUUUCAACUUGCUAAACCAAACAUAGCACACAAAACACACCACAAUACCAAGAAAUUAGAACAGAGCUUUCAUAUAAAACAAAACAAAGGGAAAAGAAAGAUAAAAAUGGUACUUUCCCCAACAAACAAGCCCUCUGUCUCCAAAAUUAAUGACCCUUUACUCCAUCAUCAACAACAAUUUCGAUAACAAUUAUAACAAUAAACUCUGGGCUCUCUUUUGAUUUUCGAUCUUUUGUUUUUUUCCCCGUUAUGGAUUUUGGUUUGGUGGACACGAGCUCUGCACCCUCAUCAGCUCCCAACAAUGGCGGCGGCUUGUUUGGCCUGGACAUUACCAACGGAGCCGACGAGGCUUGUAAUAACAUGGAGAGAUUUUGCAGAUUAGGGCUUUCGAAGCGAGACAGGGCUGUGAAUGUAAACAAGGAUGAUUUCAGGGACUUUAAGAAAACUUCGAAGAUUUCUUCAGUACAGAGAUCCGACGGCUGUGAUUUAGCCGAUGACCAUCAGCAAAUGCUGAGCUUCUCGUCCCCGAGCUCUCAGACGUCAAGCGGCUUUAGUAGAAACUCGGGAUAUGGCUCUAGUGGAUCAGUGAAUAUGCAGCAAGGGGUUAUUUUUACACCAUCACAGUGGAUGGAGCUUGAGCAUCAAACCUUGAUCUACAAAUACAUUACUGCAAAUGUGCCUAUACCUUCUUAUCUUCUCAAACCCAUACGCAAAGCUUUCGAGUCCGUCGGCUUUCUGGGCUUUCCGGGCUUCAGAUCGGGUGUCUUGGGAUGGGGUGGUUUAGACCCGGAGCCCGGUCGAUGCCGGAGGACAGACGGGAAGAAAUGGCGGUGCUCAAAGGAAGUUGUUGCCGACCAAAAGUAUUGCGAACGCCACAUCAACAGAGGCCGCCAUCGUUCAAGAAAGCCUGUGGAAGGCCAAUCGGCCCCCUAUUCCACCACCACAAAUACCAAUAACAAUAAUCAUCAUCCAUCCCGAAUACCCGAUAAUAUGAACCGAGGUACCACACAAAAUAAAGAUGAGCCAUUGUACCAAAAAAACGACACACACAAGUCGAAAGAAGAUGAAUUCGGAUUAGUCUGCUCCGACUCUCUACUAAACCCCCUCAACCAAACCUCAUCCCUCCUCAACCUCAAAACCUUAUACAAUAAUAAUAAUAGCAAUCUGGAAGGCGAGAUGGGCCUGGGCCUGAGUGUGGGCCCAGCCAUGGGGGGCCCACUUGGGGAGGCCCUGUGGGACGGCAGCAGCCCACGGGCCUCACCAACAGGGGUCCUCCAGAGGGGCGCAUUCGGGUCCCUUUCCAAUAGCCCUCGGGCUGGGCCCGGCAGCGGGAUUUUUGGGCCGGGCCUAGCGGGCCCUUUGCUGCCCACUAUCUAGUGGGCUUCAUUAUAGUGUACUUGGGAUUUUUAACACUAUUGCCUCAUUUGUAUGUUUGGAAUUUGGAUCAAUGUUUGCUACUUUUCGUUAUUAGUUGGAAUAUCGUAAACUUUAUGUGUGUGUAACCUUUUUUAUUUUUCUUAAUUUUCGGUGUACCAUUUGUUUGAUUGAUCUGAAAGUCUGGUGAGAGUGUCUUUAGGUUGGUUGGAAGGGAGCAUGCUCGUGGUUGGGGAUGUUGUAGUAUUGAUACUUGUACGGCAUUUUGGUAAAAGCUUGAAUAAUGAGCAUAAAGAAUAAGACAGGAUAAUAUUUUUGACAAAAAUAGUGCCGAGGCAUGCAUAAUUGAUAAUUAAUGAACUUCAAGAUUUCAUAAUUUAUUCCCGGUUUNUAGGUACAUAAUA